GAAACAAAAAAAACAGAGAGCCAGAGACUCGUUUCUUUUUUGCUCUCUUAUCAACACCCACAACAAAAAAGCUUCCGUCGUUUUCUCCCAGAACCCUUCUUCCUUUCGUUUUCUUUCACGGUGGUCCUUGUUUUCUAUCUUCUCUUUAUGGCUGAAAAGGAGGGCUUUGAAGUGGACCAGCUUGGGGUCACAGAAGGGACGAGCUUCUCUCAGCUACUCUACGAAGUCGAGCAUGAUGUGGUGGGUCUCCGAGUGAACGAUCAUCAACCCCAAAUCUUCAACUACACCAACACCAACAGCUGUUCUUCUCUUUAUUCCGCCACCGACCUUAAAUCCCCCAAAAUGCUCUGUUUCGGGGACUUUCAGAACAAGGACAGUAACAUCCUCCAAAUUGGGUUCCCGGAGAUUUCGAUUUCCCGGCCGCCUCAGAAAACAGGACUCACUUGCAGCGACUCCUCCUCUGUUUCUUCCACCAGCACCAAGGCCGCCUCGUCUUCCUCCAAGUCUAACCAUCAGAAGAAGCGAAACGGGGUGGCGCAAGAAAAGGUCCAAUGUGCAAAGGAGAACACUGAGGCCGAUCAGAGAAGCUCUAAGAAGCCGAAAACGGACAAGCCCGCUGCCGGAAAGAAAAGAGAGAAGCUCGGAGAAAGAAUCUUAGCUCUGCAACAACUCGUGUCACCCUUCGGAAAGACGGACACAGCCUCAGUGCUUCAUGAAGCGUUGGGAUACAUAAGGUUCCUGCACGACCAGGUUCAGGUUCUGUGCUCGCCAUACCUGCAACGCUUGCCUUCAUUACCUGAGGGAGGAGAUGGGGCAGGGAAGGGUGGUGACCUGAGAAGCCGGGGACUGUGUUUGGUGCCUAUGGAUUACACCGCACAUGUUGCGAACAACAACGGUGCUGAUUACUGGUCGUCGGCGACAAUGGCGAGUAACAACCACAAUGUGUCAUCCUCGCCGACGGGAUAUUGAUGAAGCACUACUAGUGAAGACUGUACGUGAAGCAGCUUUUGUGUACAUGGCCACACCUAGAAGGAGAACUAGUGCCUGCUCGUUUUGCUUGUUUUGGGAAACCUACAGCAAUGACAUGACAACUUAAUUUUUGGGGUAAAAGGUGAAAAGAUAAUACAGGGGGAAGGGGACAAGGUUAGUAGUAGCAGCAGCAGCAGCUGCUUUAGCCUAGUAGGCGUGUGAAAAUGGUUGUAAUUUUGCUUCAAAUGCUAUCAUUUGUUAU
Molecule: messenger RNA, 1231 nt
Organism: Fragaria vesca subsp. vesca
Lineage: Eukaryota; Viridiplantae; Streptophyta; Magnoliopsida; Rosales; Rosaceae
Product: transcription factor bHLH113-like
Exons: 5
Coding region: 148-969 (273 amino acids)
Biological process (GO): regulation of transcription by RNA polymerase II
Cellular component (GO): nucleus
Molecular function (GO): DNA-binding transcription factor activity, RNA polymerase II-specific; protein dimerization activity; RNA polymerase II cis-regulatory region sequence-specific DNA binding
Source: RefSeq, a predicted model, not a curated record